Racocetra persica is the source of this 353-nucleotide messenger RNA. The record is from the annotation of a GenBank genome assembly. NCBI's taxonomy places the organism in Eukaryota, Fungi, Glomeromycota, Glomeromycetes, Diversisporales, Gigasporaceae.
GUAAUGGCACAAACGGGCACGAAAUCGGCAAAGUGUGUGGUACCACUGGAGGUGCUGAUGAAGAAACUAAUGAAGACAAUGAAGAGGGUGGAAACAUUGUGGUUGUAAAGUUAACAACCUCUUGUGAAAGUAAAAUUAAAGAUGAUGCGUCAGAGGGGGCAGCAGCGAAAGAAGGCACAGAGGAAGCAGCAGCGGGUGAAUACGCAGAGGAGGCAGUAGCGGAUGAAAGUGCAGAUGAAGCGGCAGCGGACGAAAACUCAGAGGAGGCAGCAGACGAAAACGCAGAGGAGGCAGCGGGCGAAGGCAUAGAGGAGGCAGUGGAUGAAGGUACAGAGGAGGCAGCAGCAGAAAAA